This is a messenger RNA of Hypomesus transpacificus, 2491 nucleotides long. It is a transcript of the gene gspt1, whose product is annotated as G1 to S phase transition 1. The record is from RefSeq and is a predicted model, not a curated record. Bases 261 to 2066 code for a protein of 601 amino acids. The transcript is spliced from 14 exons. Lineage: Eukaryota; Metazoa; Chordata; Actinopteri; Osmeriformes; Osmeridae. Gene Ontology annotation, biological process: translation. Gene Ontology annotation, molecular function: GTP binding; GTPase activity; translation release factor activity. Gene Ontology annotation, cellular component: translation release factor complex.
GGAGCCUGGCGGACAGUACUGAAACUGACGGGAAUGACACUAAACCACCUCUCCUGCGUUCUGAGCAACCGGCACCGAAUGCAUGCCAAAACAAGGCUAAACAAAGCGAUGGAAACUGCAGUCAACGUGAGACCGACAGUCUGAACAUAACGCCAAACAAACACACCCAGAGUAAACAUCAAUCUCGUUGCUUUUGCCACUGCAUAGCGAGCUGACAGGCUAUCCUAUAAAGCUAGCUAGACGACUACAGGAGAUCCGCGAUGGACACGAGAGACACAGCCCCUGAUUCGUGGGAGCUGGAAGAAGAUGCCGAGGCCCCGGCUGCCGCGGAACUCCAGUCCGCUUUCGCCGCUCUCAACGUAAAUGCCACGCCAUUUGUCCCAAAUGUGAACGCGGCGGUGUUUGUCCCGACUUUUCCACAAAGCAGUCCUGCAGAAACAUCAGUGUCUGGCGGUGACGGUGCCGCAGAUACAAUUGCCUGUAUGGAGGUGACAGAAUCAGUUGCUCCUGUGGAAAACGGAGGCACGGAGACGGAGGUUAUGGCAGAGCUUGUGGAGGAGGAGACCUGGGAUCAGAAGGAGGAGUCUGGGGACGCUGAGCCUGGAGGGGGUGGAGGAGGUGGAGGUGGAGGAGGAGGGUCUCAAGGGGCUGUGGAGGAGAUACAGGGAAGGGGGGAGGAGGAAGAGGAGGAGGAGGAGGAGGAAGAGGAGAUGAUGGAGGAGGAAGAGGAGGAAAUGCCCAUGCCAAAAGUAGCCCCCUCCCAACCGGACGCCCCCAAGAAAGAGCAUGUCAACGUGGUGUUCAUCGGUCAUGUCGAUGCUGGCAAAUCAACAAUCGGAGGACAGAUCAUGUACCUGACAGGAAUGGUGGAAAAAAGAACCUUAGAGAAGUAUGAACGAGAGGCUAAAGAGAAGAACAGAGAGACAUGGUACCUGUCGUGGGCGCUGGAUACCAACCAGGAGGAGAGAGACAAGGGCAAGACUGUGGAGGUGGGCAGGGCCUACUUUGAGACGGAGAAAAAGCACUUCACCAUCCUGGACGCGCCCGGUCACAAGAGCUUUGUGCCCAACAUGAUUGGCGGGGCAUCUCAGGCUGACUUGGCAGUCCUGGUUAUCUCGGCCAGGAAAGGGGAGUUUGAGACAGGUUUUGAGAAGGGCGGCCAAACACGGGAGCACGCCAUGCUGGCCAAAACAGCCGGAGUUAAACAUCUAAUCGUGCUUGUCAACAAGAUGGAUGACCCCACUGUCAACUGGAGCCUGGACAGGUAUGAGGAGUGCAAGGAGAAGCUGGUGCCCUUCCUGAAGAAGGUGGGCUUCAACCCAAAGAAGGACAUCCACUUCAUGCCCUGUUCUGGGCUUACAGGGGCCAACCUGAAGGACCCAGUGGAGGAGUGCCCUUGGUAUACGGGCUUUCCAUUCAUCGCCCACUUGGACAGCUUGCCAAGCUUCACCAGACCCAUGAACGGACCAAUCAGACUCCCCAUCGUAGACAAGUAUAAGGACAUGGGCACAGUGGUCCUGGGCAAGCUGGAGUCAGGCUCAAUCAGCAAAGCUCAGCAGCUUAUUAUGAUGCCUAACAGGCACACCGUGGAGGUGCUCAGUCUGCUGAGUGACGACGUGGAGACGGACGAUGCCACCCCCGGGGAGAACCUCAAACUGAGGCUGAAGGGCAUCGAGGAGGAGGAGAUCCUGCCUGGCUUCAUCCUCUGCAACGCAGAGAACCUCUGCCACUCCGGACGCACCUUCGAUGCCCAGAUCGUCAUCAUUGAACACAAGUCCAUUAUCUGUCCAGGUUACAAUGCAGUCUUACACAUCCACACUUGUAUUGAAGAAGUACAAAUCACAGCCUUAAUCUGUCUGGUGGACAAGAAGACGGGGGAGAAGAGCAAAAUGCGGCCUCGCUUCGUCAAACAGGACCAGGUGUGCAUCGCCAGAUUACGGGCAGCAGGGACCAUCUGCUUGGAAACUUUCAAGGACUUCCCUCAGAUGGGAAGGUUUACCCUCAGAGACGAAGGUAAAACCAUUGCUAUAGGCAAGGUGUUGAAGCUGGUACCAGAGAAGGACUAAAGGACAGUAACUUGGAGAUCCUGGAACGGGCGUUUUGAUCGAGGAGAAAGCAGCAGACCCAGCUAGCCACUCUCUCUCUCUUACACACCGUUAUCUAUGGAGGGGGGUGAGGAAGAGGAGAACACAAAUGUGAAAGAAAAAAAGAAAGACUGAAUCAGUUUUUAUGAGGAACAAUACUAAUCGCAAGACCAGUCCAGUGUGUCAGCUUUCUCAUAUUGAGACCUCAGCUAUGCCACUAUUGUAGCUAACUAACACCCUGUUUUCUGGCCAACCUCAUGUUUAGCUGGCCCACAUUUGUUUUGGAAUGGAUGCAGAGGUGCUUUGUUUGGGAAUAGUGGUAUUGAUCUGAUAUUGUGUGUGGAUCACAGUUAGUCUAUAAUCAUGAUUUGCAAGUAAAUCACUACAUUGAAGAAAACAAUGCCAAA